AUGUUGAAUUUAUCUUUAUUUUUUUAUAGAGGUUAUACGUGUCUAGAAUAUGCCAUGUUGAGACAAUUUUUUGAGAAAUAUGAUGUUUAUAGUUUUGGAGUCAUGUUUUUAGAAAUUAUGAUAGGAAAGAAAAAUGUAGGGUCCUAUGAAUCAUGUGAUGGUGUUAGUCUCCUGAGUUAUGUUUGGAGACAGUGGAGGGGUAAAACACCAUUAAACAUAUUAGACCCAAACAUUAAAGGAACUUAUUCUGAAAGUGAAGUCAAAAAGUGUAUUCAGAUUGGUUUAUUAUGUGCUCAGCAGUUCCCUAAUUCAAGAGCAAGAAUCGCAACAGUAAUUUCAUAUUUUAACAACGACUUCAUUGAACUACCAACUCCCCAAGAACCUGCAUUUUCGUUCCCUGGUCAAAUGGAUGCAAAUCCACAAGAAUCAAGUUCUACUCGGUUUAAAAAUACUUCCACAGCAUUGACGAUCAAUGAAUUGUCUAUAACCGAAUUGUUUCCUCGAUGA
Messenger RNA from Vicia faba (fava bean), 507 nucleotides. The record is from the annotation of a GenBank genome assembly. NCBI's taxonomy places the organism in Eukaryota, Viridiplantae, Streptophyta, Magnoliopsida, Fabales, Fabaceae.